Procambarus clarkii (red swamp crayfish) is the source of this 1793-nucleotide messenger RNA. RefSeq lists its product as uncharacterized. NCBI's taxonomy places the organism in Eukaryota, Metazoa, Arthropoda, Malacostraca, Decapoda, Cambaridae. The record is from RefSeq and is a predicted model, not a curated record.
AUAUGAGUGAGGUCACAUAGUGGGUGGCAGCAGGGAGUCCUGGGGGGGGGGUAACAAGAGCAUGGCGCCACAGUGCACAGGAUGCUUGAGUACAGUGUGGCGCCGCCUCCCACCUCCCCACACACACAUCUUAAUACAGAAAAACAAGUGCGAGUGAAAAAACAAAUUGAACACCCCCAUCUAACUGCGUCAUGUGAUAAGCAAGUAAGGAAAUGGUGAUACGAGUGUUACCCGUACUUAAGUGACGCAACACCUUUCUGAAAUUCCACACGGACAGGAAAAGUACGUCAUUCUUAACGGAUAAAAUACCAGUACCAAUUGUAAGCUUAUCAUUUUUGUACAAGGGACUUGCAAAGACGGAGCUAUUCUUGUACCUAUAUACAUUGCUAUUAAGCAACGGGCUUCUGUACUUGGUGGAAUACCACAAAGAUAAAUUGCAGGACAAACCCCUUGCAGAGUUCACACAAGCAAACCACACAUGUAUUGCAUAAAUACAUUAACAAUGAGGGGUUUUUGCAUAUCUGUGACCAUAUUCAUCAUAGUGUGUGUCCUUGCUAACAGAACAAAAACAAUGAGUACUGAUGAUUCAACAGGACUGCUGCACUGGGCACCACUUCGUCUCAAGUCCCCAUACCUGACAUUCAUUAAUAACUACUACAGCCCAUCAUGGCGCACAAGACAUCCUAUCACAAAGGAAGAAGAAGCCCUUCGAAACUUGCAGCUUCCUCGGGGUGUUCCAUUUGCCGUCGUGUGCGGUGCAUGCUUUCAAAGAUCAGGUGUUGCAGCAAAUCUUACCGUUAGUGUUUCUGGCCAUGAAUAUCACAGUGUUCCAAAAACCCACAGCAAUAGAAAAACAAAAUACCAUGUUGGUUACCUUGAGUGUAUGAUGACAUAUGUGAUUACAGCCCCUAUUGAAACAGAUGGAACAAUAACAUGCACAUUAAAUCGUGGAAGACAAAUAAAAACCGAGGUGAUAUCAUUUGGAGUAGUUGAUGUGAGCAUUGAUGAAGCACCUGAAGAACUAGAAAUUCAGAAUACAGAACAAAAAAUUACAUUACACUGCCCUUCACCAGAUGAGAUGCCAUCAUCCAGCAAUCCCCUUGUUCAUGUAUGGCAUGAGGAUCAAGAAGUCUCUCAAUCAAAUCACCUCAUCCCGCACAUGAAGCCAGUCGUAUCAAUAAUGCGUUCUAAGCAUACAAAACACAUUAUCUGUUCAGUCUAUAGCAUUGGUAAACCCAAUAAAGUGUACCGAACACGAUAUCAAAUUAUUGGGAGCCAAGCAAUAGCAAAGCAAGAAUAUCACAUCUCUUAUGAUCCUGGGCACCAAGAUUAUACAGAUGAAUUUACACCUAAGAAAAAGUUGUCAAACUCAGUAAUAGGAAUCAUCAUAACAGCAGCUAUUAUAUGCGCGCUUCUCACAGUUGUAGGAAUCUAUCGCUUUGUUACAGCAGCCAGAAGAAAGUAACGCAAGAAGUUAUACCUGCUCCUACCAAGUGCUCAUCAAUAUUAAAUGACUAAUUUUCCAGUGCAUAUAAAGAGUGCAGUGCAAUUCCAUCCGUGUUCUACAGAACACGGAGCACAUAAUACGUGCAACCUCAGCUAUAAUAUAAAGAACAAAAGGUGUUGCUGGAUAGUGUGUUAUAAUUUUUAUACAUAAUAUAUAUAUAUUUAUUGUAAGGCUUAAUAUGUACAGAAUUAAUACUAUAUUUUUGUGCCAAUAAUUUAAUAAUGACAAGUGUGCAUCAGACACAUGCUUUAUUGUGUUUACAAUUAAAUUAAAAAUAUUAUCUAUA